UUCCUGAAAGUCACAACAACCGUUGAGCUGCGGUAACGGUAGCUUUCGUGUUUUUGUCGGAAAUCCGUUUUGAUGUAAUUGUUUACGGUUAUUUUCUUCCCUGUUGCGUUACGGUGCUGACGAGGGUUAGCUCAGCAUAGCGUUACGUUACCCACUCAUGCAGGAGGAAAUUAACUCGUGCGGUUUAACAGCAGGUGCACGGGGAUACCACAACACCUGCCGCUACAGGCUGAGUCACUGCUGGUGAGGAGGAAGGUCUGGAGAGGGAACGAGAGAGGAGGUGGAGGAGGUGGUGGAGGAGAAGGGGGAGAAGACGAAGAAAAAAAGGAGGGAUUGGAGGGAGAUAAUCAACAACAGGAAGCAAAACCACACAGCGCUUACACAUACACUCUGCGUGUUUGUGUGUCUGAAAGGGAGACUGCGCGAACGAGAGGGUGAACGGGAAAGGAAGGAAGGGAGGGAGAGUGACGCGGAGGCUGGGAGAGCCGCCCCCCCCCCUCCUCCUCCUCUCCUCUCCUCCUCUCCCUCUCUUUCUCUCCUCUCCUCCCCUCCUCCCUCUCUCUCUCUGUGGAGCAGGCGUGUAGCGGCAUCAGACUCGGCGUGAAGGAACCAUGAGCGAUGUCACCAUCGUUAGAGAGGGAUGGCUCCAGAAACGGGGUGAAUACAUAAAGAACUGGCGGCCACGUUACUUCCUGCUGAAGACAGACGGCUCUUUCAUCGGCUACAAAGAGAAACCUCAGGACGCCGACCUGCCCUACCCCCUAAAUAACUUCUCUGUAGCAAAAUGUCAGCUUAUGAAAACAGAGAGGCCGAAGCCAAACACCUUCAUUAUACGCUGCCUCCAGUGGACCACUGUCAUAGAGAGGACCUUUCACGUGGACUCGCCUGAUGAGAGAGAUGAGUGGACGGAGGCCAUCCAGAUGGUGGCUGACAAGCUCCAGAGACAAGAGGAGGAAAGGAUCCAGUGCAGCCCCACCUCCAACAUCGACAACAUGGUCGAGGAGGAGAUGGACAUCUCCACUACACACCACAAACGAAAGACAAUGAGUGACUUUGAUUACUUGAAGCUUCUCGGAAAGGGAACCUUCGGCAAAGUGAUUCUUGUCCGAGAAAAGGCAAGCGGGAAGUACUACGCAAUGAAAAUCCUCAAAAAAGAAGUCAUCAUAGCCAAGGAUGAGGUGGCUCACACACUCACAGAGAGCAGAGUGCUUAAAAACACCAGACACCCCUUUCUCACUUCAUUGAAGUAUUCAUUCCAGACAAAAGACCGCCUCUGUUUCGUUAUGGAGUAUGUGAACGGAGGAGAGCUGUUUUUCCAUUUGUCCAGAGAGCGGGUGUUCUCAGAGGAGCGCACGCGCUUCUACGGUGCCGAGAUUGUUUCAGCUCUUGACUACCUGCAUUCAGCCAAGAUUGUGUACCGGGACCUCAAGUUGGAAAACUUGAUGCUGGACAAAGACGGUCAUAUCAAGAUCACUGACUUUGGCCUGUGCAAAGAGGGCAUUACAGACGCUGCUACCAUGAAGACCUUCUGUGGCACGCCAGAGUACCUGGCACCUGAGGUCCUGGAAGACAACGACUACGGCCGGGCGGUGGACUGGUGGGGUUUGGGUGUGGUGACAUACGAGAUGAUGUGUGGCCGCCUACCGUUCUACAACCAGGACCAUGAGAAGCUGUUUGAGCUCAUCCUCAUGGAGGACAUCAAGUUCCCGCGCACUCUGUCGGCCGACGCCAAGUCCUUGCUGUCUGGCCUGCUCAUCAAAGACCCAAACAAACGGCUUGGUGGAGGACCAGAUGAUGCUAAAGAAAUAAUGAGACACAGUUACUUCUCUGGUGUUGACUGGCAGGAUGUCUAUGAUAAAAAGAUGGUCCCUCCCUUCAAGCCUCAGGUGACUUCAGAGACCGACACCAGAUACUUUGAUGAGGAGUUUACAGCACAGACAAUUACCAUCACGCCCCCAGAGAAAUUUGACGAGGACGGGAUGGACUGUCUGGACAACGAGAGAAGGCCGCACUUUCCUCAGUUCUCAUACUCUGCCAGUGGGCGGGAAUGAACUGUCCAUCACAUUGACAUCAUCACAGCUGGUCUCUGAGGUCAUCAGUGUGGGACAUAAAGACCCACAGCUAUGGACUGACCCUGAAUGACCCUGAAUUGAAGGGUUUUUUCCUUCCCUCUCUUCCCCCUCCUCUCUUUUUCACCUCUCCAGUCUACCUUUUUUUUUUAUCCCCCUUUAGAGAGAUUUUCUGACUAUAUUUCUCAAUAGUCUUGCACUGCAACCCCAAGAUGAUCUGGACUGUGUUGUGAUCAUUUACUCAGUAAUGUCCCUUUAAAGACAGGAGCAUAACCUCUGGCCUGCUGUGCUUUGACAUGUUGCCAGUCCCCCUCUUAAAGAAAACAACAUUUUUGAUGAAGUGAGGCAGCAACUGAUGCAUAUUUAGGGAGGCAUUUCUGUGGCAUACAGCCAAACUUUAAGUCAUUCAAACCCUAACUGCCGGUAUGGGAUGAAUAUCAGGCUUUACAAACCGACAGAUACUCCUAGAAAUGAUUCUGGGGUUGAUUGGGGCUGCCGGGAAUGGAGGAAACAGUUGUCAUCAGUGAGCAGAACCUUAAACACCUCAUGUUGUCAAGCAGGAUUUGACUCAGGUUUUGCUCAGUGCAAUUCAUUAUUGUUGUUGCUGCUAUUUCAACUACAACUAAUACAGGUACUACUACUGCUACUUCUAUACUACUGCUACUACAACCUGGUGCUAAACUUUUAGCUUAAUGCUGCAGAUCAUCUUACAGGCGCCAGCAACACAUCAAACACCUGUAUUAACAUCUAUGCUUGUACAGCUGCAGAACAAGUGUUGCUCCCAAUGUACAGCUCAUGCAUAUAAGCACUGUAGCGUGACAUGAUGAUAGGGUGUCAUGCAUGUGUGUGGGUUUGUGCUUAAGACUGCACCUCAAAGCAUAGCAGUUCAAGGGGAAUGUAGCUCCUCACCAUAAGCUUUACUUCAUUUUCCACAAUGCAGUGCAAGGUGGUUAAUAUAUCAAUGAAUGAAGAGGUGAAAAUAAGAGGAAAACAGAUAGUUUGAAUGUUCUACCCCAGAGUUUUUUUUAUUUUAUUUACUUCCCCAGUCCCAUUUAAAUGUCUUCUGUCCUAAAAGGAAACGAUACUUUGUGUCAAUGACAGAAAGCUUUACUGUGACAUAUUGUCGUCAUGGCUUUAGAAACCACACAGCUGUACCUCUCUGUCUGUGUGCAGGAAAUAGGAAACUGCAGCAGGAACAGAUUCACCAGAGUGAAAGCAGAAGUCCAGGAUGGCAGGUUGGGCAUUGUAAUGACAGGAGAGAGAGUACAGGUGAUAAAUCUCCAAGAAUGAUAUGAAUUAUUUAUAAUGUGAUAAUUUAAGAUGUACUGAUGAGUGAGGUAACAGCUGAUUUCCUGUUUCCUGUGAGAUUCUUAUGAAGGAUAAAAAAAUACAUUAUUAUUAGGAGGUGAGGUACGCAUCAACAGUUAUUGGUUUACACCAAUUAUGACAAAGGCUAUAUAUAUAUAUGUUCUAUUUAUUGUUCUACUCAUUGGUUUUAUAUUUAACAUUUUCUAUUGUUAUUACAUUAUUACAGAAAACAAAAAAAAUAAUUUCUUAGGGCUGAGAGGAAAAGAAGGCAACCUCAAGAAACAAAAAUGGCUGAAGAAUGUAGGAGGGAAAGCAGAACGCCUUCCUGCUCCAUUGUUCGUUAAAUGUUUUUUUGUGUUGUUUUGUGACCAAAAAUGUGACAGGGGAGAGGUGACAGGACACAUUAAAGACAGGCAGAAUAGAUCACUCUUUUUAUUUAUCAACCAUUUCUUCUUCUUCAACUUUAUUCAAGUACUCCCACAGGUGUUUACCUUGACUGCUGCUAAUUAGAUGUUGACCCCGAUUUCCUCCAUGUUUCCUCUUACUCCAGCAGUGUGGGAGGGAAGACUGAGGGAAAGCUCAGGAAGAAAGACGGGAAGAGGAUGUUGAGCAGAAAGAAACAAGUGUAGCACAGAGGAGUGAAUGUAGUCAGGUAAGGAUUGAAGAGAUUCAGUGCUGAGCUGUAAGUGUAAAUGUUUCCUGUAAGUGAAGAGGAGGUGAAGAGGAGAGAGUUGAACAAGAGCCAUCAUGUGAGGUAGCUCAGUGUUUUCCUGUAAGUUUGGAUAAUAUAUAGAAGAGCAUUUCCCCCCACUAAAUGUAAAGCUGUCUUAAAUGUGUUAUGUCAGUUAUCCACUUUAAACUUUGUCUGUUUGCAUCGUCAUGUCUUCCAGUCAAACCAAAAAGAAUUGAAAAUCCCCUCAAUUUCUCUGUCUUCAAUCGCCAGUAAGCCUUAUGGUUUUAGCGCAGAAUUAUUCAUGAACUUUGACAUCCAGCACUUCAAAAGCCAAAAAAAAGUGAGAAAUGUAUUUUUAAAAUGUGAAUUCUAAAUUGAGUGAAAUCAUGUGAAAAACUUCACCUUCAAUAUCUCCCCGACCCAGAUUAGAAAGAGAGCACCAGGGGAUGUGCUCUUAUUAGAUAGAGGAAAUUGUUCUCCAAUAUAUUUAUUUGAAUGUCUUUAUUAUUAUCAAUGAUGAAUAACUUGAAUUUAUUUUCUAUUUUAUUUAUUUUGUGUCAUUUUGUUCUAAGGGGGUGUAGUGGUGUUUCACUCUGCAGUUUAAGGCGUCAGAUUUUAUUCUUAAAAUAAAUGCCUCCAUUUUUUUUUCUUUGCAGAUAUGUCUCAUACGACACAUUACCUGUUUUUCUGCUGCUCUAAAGUCCAUAUGCUUUACUCUUGCACAUCCAUUAAAAUGCUGUUAGCUUGCAAAGGCGCUUUAUGGCACAGAGUACAAAAGGAUGGCGCUGGCCUGCAUGCUGUAGUCCUCCUCUGUCCGCACUACCAGUCCUGUGUCAAAGUGGCACUCAGAACUCUAAUGAAAAGUACUUCUCUGUGAUCGAUUGAGCCUGUCUGGCACAGCCCAAGCAGCCGAAUCCCACCCAGCUGGCACCCUCGACAGGCUCAAGCAAACGCUCCCAAGUAUUUGGAAGGAUUUCAGCUUUGAUUUGACCCAGGUCUGCGAGUGACUGAGGAGUUCUAGUUGUAUGUGCACGCUUAACGCCAAAAUCAUUAGAAACCAGAGCUCAUAAAAUACCGCUUUGUAGCUUUGGCCACGGCACUUCCACAUCCAUCACUUUUUAUAUGAUUCAUAUAAAACUGAUUCAGCCUUGCUUUAAAGGAAGAUUUUUAGCUUUUUUAUGUUUUUAAGAAAAUGAGGAUUUUUAAAGCACAUCUCCCCUUCUCAUACAUCCAAAAGUUUUGAUGUUGCUCUGAUGGCUACAGUUGGCAAGACCUGUGUGAUUGUGUCCUCACACUAGACGAGUCAGUGCUACCACUGCACAGCUCAGUCAUUGGUCAGUCUACUUAAAGAGAAAUGUUAAGAUGUAUCCGACUCCUUCUCAGCUUCUGUUUUGAAAAGUUUUUAUUUGAGUUAGCCUCCAGCUCCACUUAUUACAUCCUCCUCAACAUUCAAGUUUAUUUACUGGCAGCAACAAUGGUAGAAGCUGAUUCUGAGGUCAUAACCAAGUAAAAAAACAAACAAGUUUUACUCCCAACAAGUGUUAACAGAGAAGCUGAGGCUCAGUCAAUGAAGGUAAAUCCACAUGAAUUAAAUGUAUUAUCAUCAAUCAGUUGUUGGCACAUAGGUCAGUAAUUUACCUCCGUCUCAAACAGUUUGUUUUUUUAUACCGGACUCUGGAGUUCAGUCUUAGCCUUGUCACAGCUUUACUGUUUUGUACUGAUAGUAUGCGAGAUAUCUGACGCAGCACUGACAGAUCUGACUCCAGUAGUAUUUGAAUAAUGUGUAAAUCCUUUCAAAGACCUCAGCUGAUCUGUAUUGAUCUGUGUCAGCCAUAAAACACACGCUGCGCUGAUCGGCUCUGGUGUUUGGAAGGAUUUCUGAAAGUAUUUGACCUCAUGACUGCGACAGAUUUCCUCCCCUCUCUUCACUCUAGACUUGUACCAUCAUUUACAUCAACAAGCAUGAGAUGCAUUUAUUUAAAAGCAGCAAACAAAAAUGGCAAAAAUGUACAAAUAUUACAAAAUGUAACAGAUUUUAUUUCACAUCCAUCUCCUGUAGCUUUACAGUUGUGUAAGACAUUUCUGGACAGAUGCCAGCUGUUCACAGAGUGGGCCAUGUUUCCCUGGAUCACUGUAAAGCCGAGGUAAGCUCUGCAGAGAGGAUGUUGACUCUGAGACAGUGAGGUGAAACCGGGCAGAUCGAUCAAACAUCCCUUUUCUGUCCCUUAUGCUGUUAGGAUGCAGUGCUGCUGGCCAGUGAGGCCGUGAGGAUGUGACAACAACAAAUUACCAUCAACAUGAAGCUGUUUUUUACACUGUACAUCCUUAGUAUUUUUACACAUAAAAUGUAUAUGAUAGGGAUGCACAUUAUUUUCCUUCUUACAGACAGCUUCAAUAAAGCACUAUGUCAAUCUGC
Molecule: messenger RNA, 6466 nt
Organism: Labrus mixtus (cuckoo wrasse)
Lineage: Eukaryota; Metazoa; Chordata; Actinopteri; Labriformes; Labridae
Gene: akt3a
Product: v-akt murine thymoma viral oncogene homolog 3a
Exons: 14
Coding region: 612-2051 (479 amino acids)
Biological process (GO): protein phosphorylation
Molecular function (GO): ATP binding; protein serine/threonine kinase activity
Source: RefSeq, a predicted model, not a curated record